GCAUUGAGUACUUUGAGUAUAGUUGACCUAGUGCACUUGUGUAGUCAUCAGUUUUUGAAUAAAAAAAAAACGUAAACAAACAAAUCAUCAAAAAUGUUCAAAAUUUUCGCUGUCAUCCUUGUCUGUGCUGUUUGCAUGAGUCCAGUGGCUGAAGGAGCUGCCGCUUCAGUUGCUGUCGAAGCAUCACCAGUGCAAACCCUUAACCCAAAUCUUAUUGAAUUCUAUGGAUAUCAAGUCGGAGUUCCAUUGUUGACUCCAGACUAUGGUCCUUUGACUUCAUUGCUAGCAGCUUCAUUGCCACCACGCACCUACAUCGGUCAAUCCAAUCCAGCUCUGACACACACUGCAGCAGCUGAUUUCUUUAAUGGUGAAUCCACCAUUGGCAUUGUAGCCAUCUAAGUCGUGUUAUAGUCUUUAAUCUAGUUUAAGGAAUUAAUAUAAAGGACAUUCGAAAUGUGGUCGCUGAAAUAAACCUUACUUCAGUGAAAGAUUCAUGUGCUGAAUGUGAAACUGAAAGUUUGCAAUUAAAUUGUAAAUAAAGUACUGUGAUAACAUAGUUUUUAAAUUAUUAUAAA
Episyrphus balteatus (marmalade hoverfly) is the source of this 575-nucleotide messenger RNA. RefSeq names its product chorion protein S16 (gene Cp16). Gene Ontology annotation, biological process: multicellular organism development. The record is from RefSeq and is a predicted model, not a curated record. NCBI's taxonomy places the organism in Eukaryota, Metazoa, Arthropoda, Insecta, Diptera, Syrphidae. Bases 94 to 399 code for a protein of 101 amino acids. Gene Ontology annotation, cellular component: egg chorion. The transcript has 2 exons.